Nicotiana tabacum (common tobacco) is the source of this 390-nucleotide messenger RNA. The record is from RefSeq and is a predicted model, not a curated record. Lineage: Eukaryota; Viridiplantae; Streptophyta; Magnoliopsida; Solanales; Solanaceae.
AUGGCGAAUAUUUUGCAACAUCAACAUCAGUCUAUGGGGUCUGUUUAUGACAUGCUCGAAAGUCUCAAGGAGAUAUUCAAUGAGAAAAAUCGUGCGGCUAAACAGACAGCCAUGAAAUCCCUUUUGAAUACCAAGAUGGCUGAAGGAUCAUCGGUCAGAGACCAUGUUCUAAAGAUGAUGGGUCUUCUGAAUGAACUGGAGGUCCUUGGAGCUGUGAUUGAUAAGGAAUCUCAAGUUGAGAUGGUCCUGCAGACUCUGCCUGACAUUGUGACACUGAAUGUUGAGAAAGCUUCGAUUUCUAAGUCGAAAGGUGAUAAGAAAAAGAUGAAGGCUCAAAAGGUUUUGGCACCUGGAGGUGCGGCUGAUGUGAAAAAGCCCAAAGGAAAGUGA